Molecule: messenger RNA, 4279 nt
Organism: Mercenaria mercenaria
Lineage: Eukaryota; Metazoa; Mollusca; Bivalvia; Venerida; Veneridae
Exons: 18
Coding region: 1-2352 (783 amino acids)
Molecular function (GO): metallopeptidase activity
Source: RefSeq, a predicted model, not a curated record
AUGGUAGAAUCCAGUUUUGAUUUAGAACAGCAAAAACUGUGUGCAGAUCUGGAUAUGUACGACUACAUCAGACGUAACUUAGCCAUUGAUGUGACCAAGUUCCCAAAGUGGAUUCCCUGGAGUGAAGGACCGAUACUGGAAGGAAACGGAUGGCCAGCAAGAAUGUCAAUGGUCAUGCAUAACGGACACAUUGAUAUGAGACGAUGGCAAGAAGAAAUAGAUGAAGUAGAUAGACGUGAUGAGGCACAGGAAUUGGAGCUAGAAACACCACCUGAAGAUAAUGACGUAAAAUUGAAAACUCCAGAUCCCGAGGUUGCACGAAGAAAACGAUUUGUGAUGGACAAGAAGCGGUUACGGUGGUCACAGGCUAUAAUACCAUAUGUAUUCGAUGACUCUGUAGGAAUGGCUCCAAAUUUUGAGAAAAUAACGAAAAAAUCUGGUGUCCGACAUUUUGGCUAUUAUGAUAUGAGUUCAGUUAUGGGUUACAGUACAUGGGCGUUCAGCAAAAACACAAAGGACACCAUAACAGUUUUAGAUCCCGAGACGCAGUAUCUGGCAAUACAAAAAGACGUUACAGCAUAUUAUAUGUUCUAUGAGGCGCAACAAUUAUAUGAUAUGAGAGCGGAAAAGUGCCCGGAAUUCCAUGGAACCUGCAGGAAUAGAGGUUAUCUGUCUUAUGUCAAUGGAUCGUGCAGAUGUCGCUGCCCUGAGGGACUAGACUACAAGUCAAAUUGUGCUGAAAUUGAGGAGGGGCUGUCCGGUGGUGUUAUAUAUCUAACAGACUCAAAAGAUCGGGCCAAUAUUACCUCACUUGGGUACCCAGACACUCCAGCUAAUGCGUCAACAUGUGUGUGGUUUGUGAAGGGUCCGGCUGGAAGCAGGAUUGUGCUAGAUUUUGACAGUUUUAAUAUUCCAUACAGAAAAUCUUGUACAACAUAUGUUGAAAUACGUUUUGUCAUGCCAGGACAACCAGGUAUAAGAUACUGUGGCGAUAGUUUCAGCGAGACAGUUGUCAGUUACGGAGAGUACAUUGCUAUCACGCAUGCUGGAAACAGUGAUGAAAACCAAGGAAAAUUUGCUGCCAGCGUACGUCUCAUAAAAGAUGAAGAUUUGUGUUACACUGACGGUGGUAAGGACGGAAGUUACCAAGGAAAAUGCUACGAUAUCUUUGAUGAUUGUGGAAAACAGUUGCAAAAGAACCCACUAUACUGUCACAAUGACCCGGAGGCCAAGAGAGGUUGCAGAUUAUCGUGUGACUUUUGCAGUGACGUCACUAAAGUCCCUUCAGUGUCCAAUGUAACCUGCUCAGCCCCUGCAAAGAUGGUACCAGACGGGACAUUAAUUUCUGAUAAACUUACCUACAAGGUUGGGGAGGAAGCGGUAUACAGAUGCAACUCAAGCAAUUCCUCCGGGGAGAGGUCUGUAACUUGCACUUCGAAUGGAACAUGGACAUAUAUUGGCUUUGUUUGCGAUGAUAACCCAGGCUGUGCGGAUCAACGGUUAGAUUGUGAUACCUUGCUCGAGCGGACACCUACAAUGUGUACAGAACACAGUUAUUUUGCCGGAAUAAAAUGUGCAAAAACUUGUGGUCUUUGUACUAAACAUCAAAAAGUGGAGUGUGAUGUAGCUCUUGUUACUGGUAAUGUUACUGAAACAAGUACAGGACCGUACUAUGUUGGUAGUGUUGUACGCUACAAAUGCAUCGAAAAUUUCGUGCACAGUGCAGGGCAUCUAGACAGGGCGUGUAGGAACAAUCAAACAUUAACUGGAGAAACGCCAAGCUGUUCUGCACUAGAAGACACGGUAUCCAGCACACACCAUGUCGAUCUAAGACGGCGAAGAAGUACAAGCCCCGCCGAUAAAAUCUACACAUUUAGCAAUUCAUUCUAUCGGAUCAAACGGAAAGGGGAGAUAAUUGCUUGGCAGUUCUACAGUUUGUUUUCUGGAAAAGUAACGUUCCAGGUCUGGCGUCAGGCGGGUGAUACAGAUAGUUACAAGUUGUUGGGAAGUAACGAGAUAGAAGACACACUAGAGGACAGGCUUGUAACAAUGAAUGUAUCUAUAGAUCAGAGAAUUUCUGUUCAACCUGGAGAUUUUAUUGGACUAUACCUUUCUGCUACUAAUCCUGGUGGGAUUGUGUAUGAUACAUGUAAAGUAAAGUAUGAUCCUGAAGGAGGGAACCAGCUGGUUCCUACAGGCAGUGCCCCAUGGCGGGUAGGACAGUAUUACAAAAUGAAACAAACUUCUUCAUGCAAAUUAUUUUCUAUCAGUGCUAAAAUCGGACCAAAGAGAACAGCUAAUAUACAGUCUCUGAAGAGAGCAUGGAGCAGGUUUCUUCAAUUUCACAGGUGAUUGCAAUAUAGUUAGUACCCGUGUGAAAUAAGCUAAAUGUCUAUCCAAAAUAUGUAGUUCCUCAUUUUAUCAUAAAUAGGUUGUAAAUACCGGGUACGGAUACUGUAAAAUGACAGCUGUAACUGGAGAUAAACAGCAGAGUGAAGCAACCAUGUCAGUUCUGUUUUAACGACAGGCAGUUAGCUUAGUUUUCCUGGAUUCUGUACCAGUACAAACCAGUUCUCUGCAAGUAACUGCCAACUUCUUCACAUGAAUCUGUGGUGGAGGAUUAAUGAUCUGCGCUCUACCUAUUGAGCUAUGCAGGAAGGCGCAACCAUGUCAGACAUCUUCAAUGUGUGUGAAUGCUUUUAUAGUCAAAGGCAAUAUUUUUACAAGACUGGAGAAUUUUCAUGAGAUAGAAUACCCAUCAUUUACAAUUUUGUUUUAGCAUUUGCAGUCAGUUCUUACCGAAGUUUAUUACAAUUUUUAAGGGUAAUUGUAGCAAAGACUGUGUGCGCGGUACACUGUCCAGAUUUUAAAUGUGCUAUUUUUUUCAUAAUGUGUAUGUUACGAUUGAUUGUAAUGCUACAUGUAAAUACAUGUAAUUUGUUACAUUUUGUAUCUAAACAGUAAUAAUUCAACAAGUAUUUUAUCUAGUAUUUAAAUUUUACUCUUUUAAAAAAAAUUAUUUAAAGAUUUACUUAAUUACUUUACUGUUAACUUUUAAAACGACUAGAAAUGAAAGCAAAAAAUGUACCUGAUCAGAGAACCUGAUAGUAUUGUGUAAAGUCAGCAGUUUCAACCUAUAUUUGUAAUGUUUCACAAGGAGGCAGUUUAUUAAUACCUGAAUACUGUGUAUUUACAUCUGAUUAUUCCAAGAUAAUGACUUGUUGCAUUGUUUUAAAAAUAUUGACAUCUAGAGAAUAUGCCAUCUGCUGAGGUAAAUCAUAACAUCGUCUGUUAGUGAAUUACUUGUCUACUGCAGUCUUAAAGAAGUUAGGUUAUUAGUAUUAUGUAACACCUAGCUUCUAACAUUUUGUUGAAAGGAACACUUUUUCUCGGUGAUAUCUUUCUCCUAGUGAUAUCACUUUGCAUAGAGAUAUUCAAACAGAUUUUCCCCAUUUCAGCAUAUUCUCUAUGCAUUUUCCCCAUGUUUUACAAAAUAAAUACUUAUAUUUUUGUUUGGAAUGCAAUCAUUGUCACCAUCAGUAAUUAUAAGGUAACAGGGCACAAAAUUGUUCACAUAAUUUAUAUACAGCACAUUCUGUAAGUAUUUUCCCCAUUUCUGCAUAUUCUCUAUACAUUUUCCCCAUUUCAGCAUAUUCUCUAUGCAUUUUCCCCAUUUCAGCAUAUUCUCUAUGCAUUUUCCCCAUUUCAGUAUAUUCUCUAUGCAUUUUCCCCCCAUUUCAGCAUAUUCUCUAUGCAUUUUCCCCAUUUCAGUAUAUUCUCUAUGCAUUUCCCCAUUUCAGCAUAUUCUCUAUGCAUUUUCCCCAUUUCAGCAUAUUCUCUAUGCAUUUUCCCAUUUCAGUAUAUUCUCUACCAUGUAAAUAUUAGAUACAGUUGCUGUUGUUGUAACUGUACCAAUUACAAAUACAAAAUACAAAGUAUCCCACAACAGCAUGUCUAAUAAUUAUUUUUUUAUUAUUUAUAAAACAUAUACAACAAUAUACCAGGACAUGUGACAUGUUCGUGUAAUAAAUAUUUAUAGCACACAUUCGUUUGUUUUUUACUUCUGAAGACAUAGACAUAAUGAAGUGUAUAAGAAACUAAAGUUUAUCAACAUCUUGGUAUCUUUUAACAAAAUCUCACUGAACAUUGUUUGCAGUAUGUCCUUAAUGCAUGUAACAAAUUCAAAAUACAACACCACAAGAUCUUUUAUUACAUGACUAUUAUAUAUGUGCCAUUCCAUGAGAAAACCUGUAUUAGUGACAUUAGAUAAUUAUUGCAU